This is a messenger RNA of Bipolaris oryzae ATCC 44560, 1629 nucleotides long. RefSeq lists its product as uncharacterized. The coding region runs from base 1 to 1629 and encodes 542 amino acids. The record is from RefSeq and is a predicted model, not a curated record. NCBI's taxonomy places the organism in Eukaryota, Fungi, Ascomycota, Dothideomycetes, Pleosporales, Pleosporaceae. The transcript is spliced from 3 exons.
AUGAUCAUUGCAAAAGAUGACGCUCUUGACUCAUUUCCAGAAUACAAGCUAGAACACAAAGACCUCGGGCAGCUUGUCGGACUUGCAAGAGGAGAUGAUGUAGUCCAAUUCCGCGGUAUCCCGUUUGCUACCAUUCCGGCGCGGUUUCGCCAGGCGCGUCUUCUGGAGUCGUUACCGCAACAGCCGUUUGAUGCCAGAAGAUCUGGACCGUAUUGUCCGCAACCGCCAUUACCCUUCCCUACCUACUGGGAAGGAUCAUUACCAGAAGAUUUCCCACCAUUGCCGAGGCCUCCGCAGGACGAAUUCGGCUGUCUCAAUCUCAAUAUUACCGUUCCUCGGUCCAGCCUAGAGAACGACUCGGCAACAAAGCUUCCGGUGUUCUUCUUCAUCCACGGCGGAGCAUUCGUGGGUGGAAAACAGUCUACGCAACUCGCUGGCCGCGAGAUCUAUGAUGGGACGAACCUUGUACGCGCAAGCAUAGCUCGCAGUCAACCAACUGUAGUAGUUUCUUGCAAUUACCGUUUGGGGCCACUGGGUUUUCUUGCAUCUGACGAACUCGCGGCUUUUAAUAAAGAACAUGGCGAGGCAGUCGGCAACUAUGGACUACACGAUCAGCGACAGGCAUUAGAAUGGUGCAACAAAUUCAUAUCCGGCUUCGGUGGCGACGCUGGGAACGUGACCAUUCAAGGCACAAGUGCUGGAGGAAGCUCAGCGCAUUAUUUAAGCAUUUUUCCCGCUCGAAAAUUCAAGAGAGCAAUUUUGGCGAGUGGAACGCUGACAGGUAUCGGUCCCAUGCCCAUGCCUUACCAACAGGAAAAGUUUGCUGCAUACGUGUCCAGGCACUCUGCUGAAAAGAGUACAUCAGAAGGAAAUCUAGUAAAACUGCUACAAUCUAUACCGGUUGAGGAGCUUGUCAAGCCAAUAUCAGCUGGCAUAUACCAUCCAUAUAUCGAUGGCGACUGGAUCCCAGGGGCGACUAUGCAGAGUAUUGCCAAUGCUGAUCUUACACAAUUGCUUCUCCUAGACGAUAUACCAUCAAUGAAACCCGCACCCGACAACCGGAUGCGUGCAACAAUCUAUGACCUGACAUCAUCCAACGGCAUGGUUGUUUCUCCAGAAACAUUUCCAGACGCACAUCCCAGUGUCACGGAAGCAUACAACCUCACCUCUGCUCUUGAGCAUCCUUCAUCUGCAAUGUACAAGUGGGCAGAGCUGUUGGCUGAUGUGGCAUUCAGGGUUCCGCCCCUGCAUAUCGCAGCCCACCACCCUGCCAAUGUCCUACUCUAUGAGAUUCGCUGCAAGAAUCCAUAUGAAAAGUGGGCUUGGUCAUUCGGACGUGCCAAUCACGCCGUAAAUGACUUAUAUCUCUUUGAUGUAGCUCCAGACCUUGUGUCUGAGGAACUGCAAGGUCCACACGCAGGCAACGUAGCGCAGAUUCGAGCUGCGUGGCUAGACUUUUGCUACGGAAAGCUGCCAUGGUCACCAUAUCGGAAGCAAGAUGAUAGACUAGGACCGGUGCAUGUGUUUGAGCAUGGUGAAAAUGGUAGAGAUGCUGAGAGUCUGGAAGAAGCUGUGGGCGAGACUACGGCGGCACAGUGGAGAGCGGUUUUGAAAGCAAACGAGCGAUAG